AUGUAUGGACAAUUCACCAUUGUAAUUUUGAACUUUUUGAAAUUUAACAUUGUUGAAAAUCUUGCCCAUUUAUAUGGAACUCAACCAUGGCAUUGGUAUUUUACUCAGGGAUUUCCUGUCAUGUUAUUAACACAUUUCCCUCUCUAUGUGUGGAUUAAUUUUGUGAAUAGGGAAUAUAGUAGAAAAUAUUGGAAACUUAAUUGUGUCAUUCUCUUACCAGUAUUGGUCUAUUCAUUACAAGCUCAUAAGGAGUUUAGAUUUAUCUAUCCAAUUUUACCACUCUGUUUUAUUUCAAUUGGAGAUUUUAUUCACAAUAAGGUUCAUAUCACUGAUAGAGGAUACAGACUCUUACUUGUAAUUAUGACCAUUGUUCAACUGGGUGCUGUAUUUUAUCUUGGAAGAAUUCAUCAAAGUGCUCCAAUUAAGGUGGUCAAUCAUUUGAGAAGUGAGAGUCAACAAUUCUUCAAACAACAAUUGCCUGUUACUGGGCAAGAAAAGGAUAUGGUAGUUCAUUUAUUAAUGCCUUGUCACCAUUUGCCUGGUCAUGCAUUCUUAUUUGAAGGAAGACAAUCCACGAGACAUAUUAAGCUAUUCCACUUGGACUGCUCUCCUUUUGAUGGAGAUGAUUCACAAGCUGAUAGAUUCUACAAUAAUCCUCUAGAGUUUGUACAGAAAGUAUCCAAGACACACAAAGAAGCACAUUAUGUAGUAAUGUAUGAUCAUCACAGUGUUCAAUCUGUUGCCGAAUUUCUCAUCCAACAACACAACUUUACUCUACAUCAACGAUUCUUCCAUAUGCACUUAACUCAUGAUUCUAGAAUAGGAAGACAAAUAAUAAUUUUAAAAAAGAAUUAA
Messenger RNA from Naegleria gruberi, 855 nucleotides. RefSeq lists its product as uncharacterized. Gene Ontology annotation, biological process: GPI anchor biosynthetic process. Gene Ontology annotation, molecular function: alpha-1,2-mannosyltransferase activity. The record is from RefSeq and is a predicted model, not a curated record. Lineage: Eukaryota; Heterolobosea; Eutetramitea; Acrasida; Naegleriidae. Gene Ontology annotation, cellular component: endoplasmic reticulum membrane. The coding region runs from base 1 to 855 and encodes 284 amino acids. The transcript has 2 exons.